AUGCCCCAGUGGGCUAAACCAGAGGAGAAGAGCCUCUACUAUGUCUCAACGGCUGAGGCCGGAGACGAGAAGAGCGCCGGCGCCGAGAUCCGCGAUGCGCGCGUCAUUGAGGACGCCGUCUUCGGCCAGGUCGGUGCUGACGGCAAGGGACCCAACUUCCGCGGCGUCGGUCUCGGCGGCACUUUCGUGCUCAUGACCAAGGCCAACGUCGGCUUGGGUAUCCUGCAGAUCCCCUUCGUCUUCCAGGCCAUCGGCAUUGUGCCCGGCAUCGUGCUGCUGAUCGGUAUGGCGAUUCUUGUCGCCUGGUGCGGCUCGUACAUUCAGCCCUUCAAGCUGAACCACCCCGAGGUGUACGGCUACGGCGACAUUGGCCAAGUGCUCUUCGGAAAGUGGGGACGCGAGAUCUUCUCCAUCAUCUUCGUCAUCAACUUUAUCUUUGUCUCGGCGUCGGCCAUGGUGGCCGUCUCGACGGCGCUGAACGCCGUCAGUGUCCAUGCCGCUUGUACCGCCAUCUUCAUGGUUGUCGCCGCCAUUGCGUGCUGGCUGCUCGCGUCUAUCAAGACGCUGGGAGACAUCACCUGGCUCGGCUGGGUCGGCAUGGUGUCCAUCCUCGCGUCCGUCAUCACGCUCACCGUCGCCGUGGGAAUCAACGACCGACCGGCCGAGGCGCCCCAGACCGGCCCCUGGGACAAGGACUUCAAGGUCGCCGCGUCGACCGAUGCGAUCGGCGGCAUUGGCGCGAUCACAAAUGUGCUGUAUGCCUACGCCGCGACGCUGUGCUACUGGGGCAUCAUCUCUGAGAUGAAGGAUCCGCGCAUGCACAACCGCAUGAUGUGCAUCAGUAUCGCCAUGUGCGCCGCGCUCUACAUCAUCAUCGGCAGUGUCGUGUACUGGUUCUGCGGACAGUAUGUCUCGUCGCCUGCGCUCGGCUCGGCUGGUGUCCUCAUGAAGCGCGUCUGCUACGGCCUCGCCAUCCCCGCCCUCCUCGUUUCGUGCUGCAUCUAUCUCCACCUCGCGUCCAAGUUCAUCUUCAUCCGUAUCCUCCAGGGCACCGAGCACAUCUCGCGCCCGACCAAGCGUCACUGGAUCACCUGGUUCGGAUGCACAAUCGGAGCGGGCGGUGUCGCGUACAUUCUGGGCAGUGCUAUUCCCACCUUCGACGCGAUCGUCGGCUUCAUCGGCUCCCUGCUCACGCCGCAAACGACUAUUCUCGUCUUCCCCCUCGUUUGGUGGCACGACAAUUGGCGCUACCGCCAGCGCGGCGACCGGAGCGUGCCCAUGAUGCUCCUGAACCUGUUCAUCUUCAUUGCGGGCCUCUUCUUCGUCGUCGGAGGCAUGUAUGCCGCCGUCACGAAUCUCAUCAACACGGCCGCUACCAAUGGGCCGUGGACGUGCGCGGACAACUCGGGCAGUGUCAAGGAGUAG
This is a messenger RNA of Trichosporon asahii var. asahii CBS 2479, 1425 nucleotides long. RefSeq lists its product as uncharacterized. Gene Ontology annotation, cellular component: vacuolar membrane. Gene Ontology annotation, biological process: amino acid transmembrane transport. NCBI's taxonomy places the organism in Eukaryota, Fungi, Basidiomycota, Tremellomycetes, Trichosporonales, Trichosporonaceae. The record is from RefSeq and is a predicted model, not a curated record. The transcript is spliced from 4 exons. Gene Ontology annotation, molecular function: amino acid transmembrane transporter activity. Bases 1 to 1425 code for a protein of 474 amino acids.